Molecule: messenger RNA, 2178 nt
Organism: Radiomyces spectabilis
Lineage: Eukaryota; Fungi; Mucoromycota; Mucoromycetes; Mucorales; Radiomycetaceae
Exons: 8
Coding region: 1-2178 (725 amino acids)
Molecular function (GO): zinc ion binding; DNA binding
Source: RefSeq, a predicted model, not a curated record
AUGUCGCAGCCAGUGGAAGCAAUUGAACGAACGGCAGAGUAUGAAGAUUUCAUGCGACAGCUAAAGGAGUUCCACGAUAGAAAAGGAACAUUUCUUCAAACGGAACCUGUGCUCGGUGGCAAAAAGCUCGAUUUGCUUAAAAUCUAUAAAACAGUCAUUGAAGCAGGCGGUUACGAUAAAGUCACGCAAAAUCGUGGUUGGAAACAAGUCGGCGAUCCCUUCAACUUUCCUCCGACAUGUACAAAUAGUGCCUAUGUCCUGAAAAGUAUAUAUACUCGAUCACUGCUGGGCUGGGAAGAGGAACAUUACUGGAAACGGCCCUGGAAUCCACCGAGUGAUCUUGUGGAACAAAAAACACACAACAAAGUAGCAUCCUCCUCUCCAUUAAAUAUCGCCGUCAAACAACGCGACACCGCCAGACAGACAGCCACAGCUUUCAUACAACCUUCCUACAACACCAACGUACCGAAUAUGAGGAUACAACAGUUGCCACCUCAACCACCCAUUUUUCAGCCUCCCAUGCCCGCUAUGAUGAAUCCGUAUGUCCCAGCGGUUUUCAUGGAUGAGGAAUUCCGUACACGGAUUUUAUUAGCACUGAAAUCCUGCUUACCGAAUGAGAUCGAUUGGGCUUUCAACACACUCGUGAAAUUCUCUUAUGCAUCUGAAAAUUUCAGUCUCGAUUUCAUGCCGGUGUUGGUGGAUCUUUUGCUGGGGUUCACCGAUCCCUUUUUCGAAAAACAUAUAGAACCAGCAGUAGCCAAUCCCAAGUCACCGGGAGAGAUUGAUCCCGUCAUUUUCAGCAGCAAAAAAGAUCAAGAAAUGCUCGAACGCGUAUUACAGGUCUUCCACAUUUUACGCAACUUCUCCUUUCUCGAAAUCAAUAUCCGCCGAUUAGCACACCACGAAAAACUGCGACAUUUGCUGAUGCUGGGAAUCGCAUUGCCGCCCUCUUCACCUUACGUGGAAUUAACCCGUCACUGCUUGGAUAUUCUGGAAAACAUUGCCCCGCAAGUCACUGUGUCCAGUCCAAACGACUCUUAUUUAACCGUGAUGACCUAUCUACUGUUUACGAAUGAUCGCGCGCUGAUCCUCGGCUCCAUACGCUCUCUCACUCGUGUGGCGGUGACCGAAUUCAACGAACGUGUGCUUGGGAUCGCCAACUCGGCCAUCAUCGGUCGUAUGGCCCAAUUUCUGCUGUUGGAUGAUGAGGAACUCGCCGCAGCCACGUUAGAAUACCUCUAUCAGUAUUCGGGGCUGCGUGGAAAUUUUGCCGCACAGCUGGUGAAAGAAUACCCUGGCAAUCUGAUCGGUUUGUUAACAGGAUAUCUGUCCUAUAAAUCAACACUGUUACCUCCUUCAGGGUCAUUGACCGGCACCAUUCAUGGGAUUCCUGCCGUACAGGCGAACCAUGUGCCUGUGCCGUCCAAACCGCAAGCGCCGACGAUUCCGGAUUUGACCAACUAUGCUCACUUGGACGAACCUUAUCGAUGUCUGGGAUGGCUCAGGGAAAAAUUCGUGAGCGGCAGUGCAGACGAUACAUUUGUUCUCAAAGAUAUUUACGGUCUCUAUCGCGACUUAUUCGGGGCCGAGAAACCAUUGGGAGUCAAGGAAUUUUACACCGUACUUAAAAUUGCGCAUCCCCAACCUGCAUCGACGGAAGCCAACAUGGCCAACGGCUCGGUAGCUUUACAAGACGUAACAUUACACAACAUGAAAAAUGCACCGACCAAACCGCCGGAAGUGGUCCGGUGCAGGUGGCGAGAUUGUGGUGAAACAUUUGAAUCCGAGGCGGAUCUGCAUCAACAUAUCGUGUCUCGUCAUGUGCGUCCGAAUGAGGCGGAGGAAUACGAAUGUCACUGGAUCAACUGUAAAAAGAGACGAUUACCCAACCGAGCGGCACUCAUGGCGCAUUUACGCAUUCAUUUCGCACCGAAAGCAACAGCUCAUAGUAAAAAGCCGCAUUAUCCCGACGCUUUGCAUAUGCCAAUAGAUGACAGCGAGGUUUCGGGCGUGCCGUUGACCGCUGCAUUAUUAUUACGGAACCUCGUCCGGCACAAGCAGCAUCAUAUCCAUUACUUACCCUACGAAAAUGAACUAAUGCUUCUAGCCAUUCAACGACCCAAACUGUCCAAGUAUAUUCUCACUGUUUUGGCCGAACUUCAAGUCACCCCCGCGUAG